UCCAUUUCUUCUUGUUCACCACGCUCCCAGCUCCCAGUCUGCCACUGUCUAUUCGCCAUCCUCAGACUCAAUCCUGCCAUCGCCGGAGCUCGACCUACAUAGAGACAGCCUUCCUGCUGCCGAGUAAGCCCCUCCCUCACCGUGCCUUACUCUCCCUCCCAUCGACCGAUCUGACCGUAGUCGCCACCUCCCUUCCUCCUUAUUUCACCCGUGAAAGAAAAGAGUCGCCCGUCGACCAUAGGAUGGGCCUGUCAACGGUGGAAUCACACAAGCAAGAGAACGAAACACCAGAGGUUCAGGAAGAGUAUACGCCAUACCAGCCCGAGAAGGGCUAUGGAUGGGGCGAGGCUUUGCCUGAGAAGCAAGGUCUUUACGACCCUAGCCUCGAGAAAGAUGCCUGUGGUGUAGGCUUUGCUGCGCAUAUCAAGGGCAAGCCAAGCCACAAAAUUGUUAGCGAUGCGCGCAAUCUACUUUGUAACAUGACCCAUCGGGGUGCGGUCGGCUCAGAUGCACGAGAUGGCGAUGGUGCGGGUGUCAUGAGCUCGAUUCCUCAUAAAUUUUUCGUCAAGAAUUUCGCUCGCGAGGUCGGCGUAGAGCUGCCUCCCCUUGGUCAAUAUGCCGCUGGAAACUUGUUCUUCAAGCCGGAUACUGAGAUGCUGAAACAUGCCACCCUCAGCUUCGAGGAAGCCGCUCAAUCCCUGGGCCUACGCACCCUCGGCUGGCGAGAAGUCCCACGCGACUCUACCCUCCUUGGUCCCGCUGCCCUCUCACGAGAACCUAUAAUCCUGCAACCUUUUGUCGUCCUUGCCUCUGCCUAUGGAACCGGCAAUAAGCCCGACAUCACAGACCCCGAACAAUUCGACGAUGUCGAAUUCGAGCGCAAGCUGUACAUCCUGAGAAAGACCGUCUCGCAUGAUCCCCGGUGGAAGCCGUGGUUCUAUGUGUGCUCCCUGAGCAACAGAAACAUUGUGUACAAGGGUCAGCUGGCUCCUGUGCAAGUCUACCAGUACUAUCAUGAUCUCGUAUCCGUAGAUUAUGAGGCUCACUUCGCCCUCGUCCACUCGCGGUUUUCCACCAACACUUUCCCCUCCUGGGAUCGGUCACAGCCCCUCCGGUGGCUUGCCCAUAACGGAGAAAUCAACACGCUACGCGGUAACAAGAACUGGAUGAGAGCCCGUGAGGGUGUCUUGAAAUCCGACCUCUUCGGUGAAGAUCUUGAGAAGCUGUUCCCCAUCGUUGAGGAUGGUGGCUCCGACUCUGCUGCUUUCGACAACGUGCUUGAGCUGCUUGUCAUGAACCGUGUUCUUUCUCUUCCCGAAGCAGUUAUGAUGAUGGUGCCAGAGGCAUGGCAGGGUAACACAGCCAUGGAUGCUGGAAAGGCUGCCUUCUACGAAUACGCAGCCAACCUCAUGGAGCCUUGGGAUGGCCCAGCUCUCUUCACCUUCUCUGACGGCCGGUACUGUGGUGCCAAUCUCGACAGAAACGGUUUGAGACCCUGCCGGUACUAUGUCACUGACGAUGAUCGCAUCAUCUGUGCCUCAGAGGUCGGCACAAUUGCAAUUGAACCCGAGAGAGUCAUCAUCAAGGGUCGUCUGCAGCCCGGUAAGAUGCUUCUAGUGGAUACGGAAGCUGGACGCAUCAUCGAUGAUGCCGAGCUCAAAGCCACCGUCGCCAACCGUCAACCUUUCCAGCAGUGGCUCGACAAGAGCCUCAUGAAGAUGCCGCAGAUCUACGAGGCACUGGCCAAGGAGUCUGAUUUGAGCUCUAAACUCACCGAGUCUUCCGUCCAAGAGGAUGCUAGGCUCAAGGCCUUCGGCUACUCCUUCGAACAGGUUAGCCUGCUGCUUGCCCCCAUGGCUGCUGAUUCUAAAGAAGCUCUGGGUUCUAUGGGUAAUGAUGCACCUCUUGCGUGUCUGGCACAGCAACCACGACUACUCUAUGAGUAUUUCAGACAACUUUUUGCUCAGGUCACAAACCCUCCCAUUGAUCCCAUCAGAGAAGCCAUUGUCAUGUCGCUAGAGUGCUAUGUCGGCCCUCAAGGCAAUCUCCUAGAGAUGGACGAGUCUCAGUGCGGCAGACUACUACUUCCGUCACCAAUCCUGGAAACCGAGACCUUUAACGCUCUCAAGAACAUCAACAGUUAUAACAAGGACUGGUCUGUUCGUGCAAUCGACAUCACUUUCGAGAAGUCUUCUGGUGUCGACGGCUUCAUGAGCGCCCUUGACAGCAUCUGCGAUGCCGCAACCACAGCCAUCGAAGAAGGGGACAAGAUCAUCAUCUUGUCUGAUCGAGCCACAAGCGCAGAACGAGUGUCCGUCCCUACCCUUCUUGCCACCGGCUUGGUUCACCAUCACUUGGUGCGCAACAAGUGGCGAUCUCGAGCUGCUAUUAUUCUCGAGACUGCCGAGGCCAGGGAAGUACACCACAUGUGUGUUCUCCUCGGUUAUGGUGCCGAUGGUAUCAACCCAUACCUCGCCAUUGAGUGCAUCCUCAAGCUCAACCGCGAGGGAAUCAUCAAGAAGAAGCUUACCGACGAACAACUGAUUGCAAACUACAAAGCUUCUUGCGAUGGCGGUAUUCUCAAGGUGAUGAGUAAGAUGGGUAUUUCCACUCUUCAGUCCUACAAGGGUGCGCAAAUUUUCGAAGCUUUGGGUAUCGAUGACACGGUGGUCGAUCGGUGCUUUGCUGGCACCGCCACCCGCGUCCGUGGUAUGACUUUCGAAUUGAUUGCCGAGGACUCGUUUGCUUUCCAUGAGCAAGGGUACCCUUCACGGCAUGUUCGGGACAUCCCAGGUCUCCCUGAAACUGGUGAAUAUCACUGGCGUGACGGCGGUGAAAACCACAUCAACGACCCUGUCAGUAUCGCCAACAUCCAGGAUGCUGUGAGGACUCACAACGACAAAUCCUACGAGGCUUAUUCGCUCUCUGAGUAUGAGCAGAUCAAGAACUGCACCCUUCGAGGCAUGCUGGACUUCGACUUCGAUCAGCGCCAGCCAGUCCCCAUUGACCAGGUUGAGCCAUGGACAGAGAUCGUGCGACGAUUCGUAACAGGUGCCAUGUCAUAUGGCUCUAUCUCCAUGGAGGCACAUUCUACGCUGGCUGUCGCCAUGAACCGCCUCGGCGGCAAGUCCAACACCGGUGAAGGUGGUGAAGACCCCGAGCGCAGUCUCAAGAUGGAAAACGGAGAUUCCAUGCGGUCGGCUAUUAAGCAGAUUGCCUCGGGUCGUUUUGGUGUCACCUCGAACUACCUUGCAGACUCAGACGAACUUCAGAUCAAAAUGGCUCAAGGUGCGAAGCCUGGUGAAGGUGGUGAACUUCCCGGACACAAGGUUUCCGAACCUAUCGCUCGCACAAGACAUUCGACUCCUGGCGUCGGUCUUAUCUCGCCUCCACCUCAUCACGAUAUUUACUCGAUUGAGGACUUGAAGCAGUUGAUUUAUGAUUUAAAGUGCUCAAACCCUCGUUCCAGAGUGUCUGUCAAGCUGGUGUCUGAGGUUGGUGUCGGUAUUGUCGCAGCUGGUGUCGCGAAGGCCAAGGCCGAUCAUAUUUUGAUCUCUGGUCACGAUGGUGGUACUGGUGCUUCUAGAUGGACUGGUAUCAAGUAUGCCGGACUUCCAUGGGAGCUGGGUUUGGCCGAAACUCACCAGACUUUGGUUCUCAACGAUCUUCGAGGUCGAGUCAUCGUCCAGACUGAUGGGCAGAUUCGAACCGGACGUGACGUUGCCAUUGCCUGUCUGCUCGGUGCCGAAGAAUGGGGUUUUGCAACCACACCACUCAUUGCGAUGGGCUGCAUUAUGAUGCGCAAGUGUCACUUAAACACCUGCCCUGUAGGUAUUGCCACUCAGGAUCCUUUGCUUAGGAAGAAGUUCCAAGGUACCCCAGAGCACGUCAUCAACUUCUUCUACUAUAUCGCCAACGAGCUCCGUGCGAUCAUGGCUCAACUUGGUUUAAGAACUGUUAAUGAAAUGGUUGGCCGUGCCGAACUCUUGAAGGUCCGCGAGGAUCUUCGCUCGCGAAAGACUGAGAAUCUUGACCUCUCACUCAUUCUUACACCAGCUCACUCAAUCCGCCCAGGUGUUGCCACCUACAACGUCCGCAAGCAGGAUCACAAGUUGCACACUCGUCUUGACAACAAACUAAUCUCAGAGUCAGAACUUGCGCUCGAGAAGGGUCUGCCUUGCCGGAUUGAAACUGACAUUGUCAACACCGACCGCACACUGGGCGCGACCUUGUCAUACCAGAUCAGCAAGCGAUAUGGUGAGGCCGGCCUGCCCCAAGAUACCAUCCACGUCAAUAUAAGAGGCUCAGCUGGUCAAUCUUUCGGCGCUUAUCUUGCUCCCGGUGUCACCCUGGAACUAGAGGGUGAUUCCAACGACUAUGUUGGUAAGGGUCUUUCUGGUGGUCGUCUGAUUGUCUACCCACCGCGCAGCGCUGUCUACAAGGCCGAAGAAAAUAUCCUCAUUGGCAAUGUCUGUCUCUAUGGCGCCACCAGCGGUACAUGCUACUUUAGGGGUGUCGCUGCUGAACGCUUCGCCGUCCGAAACUCUGGCGCCAACGCUGUUGUUGAAGGUGUUGGUGACCACGGAUGUGAAUACAUGACUGGUGGCCGUAUCGUUGUUCUAGGAAGUACCGGGCGCAACUUCGCUGCCGGUAUGUCUGGCGGUAUUGCAUAUGUUCUUGACAUGAACCAGGAUUUCCAUUCCAAAAUCAAUAUGGAAAUGGUCGAAGUCUCUGGCGUGGACGACCCAUCUGAGAUCGCUUUCCUUCGAGGCAUGAUUGAGGAUCAUCAUCACUACACCGGCUCCGAACUCGCAGCCCGCAUUCUCUUGGAGUUCAACCGUGCUCUUCCACGUUUUGUCAAGGUGCUUCCCACGGACUACAAGAGAGUGUUGUUGGAGCAAGCAAAGAAGGCGGAAGAGGCCAAGAAAGCCGAAUAUCCUUUACCCUUGCUACCUGGCAAUCCUGUGCGUAACCUGCACCAAGAACAACGCAACGCAGCGCAAGACAAGGAAUCUAAGCAGAAGAAGGUUGACAUGCUCGAUAUCGAGGAAGGUAUCAACGGCGACGCGGACAAGGCCAAACAGAAGGCGGCACUGGUGCUUGACAAGACUCGUGGUUUCAUGAAGUACACUCGUCGCAGUGAGAAGUACCGCAACGCUAAGACCAGAGUCAAAGAUUGGGCUGAGUUGUCAUCUCGUCUCAAUGAGGAUGAGCUGAAAUACCAGUCUGCGAGAUGCAUGGACUGUGGUGUUCCCUUCUGUCAAUCCGAAACUGGAUGCCCGAUCUCCAACAUCAUUCCCAAAUGGAAUGAGUUAGUAUUUCAGAACCAGUGGAAGGAUGCCCUCAACCGUCUUCUGAUGACAAACAAUUUCCCUGAGUUCACUGGCCGUGUAUGCCCCGCUCCAUGCGAGGGGGCUUGUGUGCUUGGUAUCAACGAGGACCCCGUGGGCAUCAAGAGCAUUGAAUGCGCCAUCAUUGACAAGGGUUUUGAAAUGGGCUGGAUGGUACCAAAUCCACCUACUGAACGCACCGGCAAGAAGGUGGCUAUCAUUGGAUCUGGCCCUGCUGGCCUGGCUGCUGCCGACCAACUCAACCGUGUUGGCCACAGCGUGACUGUGUAUGAGAAAUCGGAUCGUUGUGGCGGUUUGCUCAUGUACGGUAUUCCCAACAUGAAGCUCGAUAAGCGCAUUGUCCAACGACGAGUCGACCUCAUGGCUGCCGAAGGUGUCAGCUUCGUCACAGGUGUUAUGGUUGGACCUGGUGAGAAGUUCUCUCUGGAAUCUCUGCGCCAGAGCAACGACGCAGUUAUCAUCUCCACUGGCGCCCAGGUUCCUCGAGACCUCAAGAUCAAGAACCGAGAAGCCGAAGGUGUCCACUUCGCCAUGGAAUUCCUCCAUGCAAACACGAAGUCGCUCCUUGACUCAGAAUUGGGUGAUGGCAAGUACAUUACGGCCAAGGACAAGCAUGUCAUCGUCAUUGGCGGUGGUGACACUGGUAACGAUUGUAUUGGUACCUCCCUUCGACACGGUGCUAAGUCUAUCACAAACUUUGAACUUCUGCCACAGCCUCCACCGGAGCGUGCUCGCGACAACCCAUGGCCUCAGUGGCCAAGAAUCUACCGUGUAGACUAUGGCCACACUGAAGUCAAGCAACAUUAUGGCAAAGAUCCUCGCGAGUACUGUGUUAUGACCAAAGACUUCGUCAUGGAAGAUGGCCGCGUUGUCGGUAUCAAUACCAACCGUGUUGAGUGGACCAAGUCAGCAACAGGUGCCUGGGAGAUGAAGCCCAAGGAGGGAAGUGAGCAAUAUUUUCCUGCCGACCUUGUCUUGCUGUCAAUGGGCUUCCUCGGCCCAGAUGAUCGCCUUUUCGAGUCCGAGAUUGAGCUUGAUCCACGCAAGAACAUCAAGACCCCCAAGAACAUGUACAACACCAACCUUCCGGGAGUCUUUGCGGCUGGUGAUUGCCGUCGUGGCCAAUCUCUCAUUGUUUGGGGUAUCAACGAAGGUCGACAGUGCGCCCGACAAGUGGACAGCUUUUUGAUGCAUACUGGUUCCGUCCUUCCCGUCACUGGCGGUAUCGUCAGACGCGCUCAAUAUGACUCUGUGCCACUACCCCGUGAGCCCAAGACCCACAAGGAUGGUGACAUGGCUCAUGCCACGGAAGAGAUGAAGCGUGCACCAGAGAUCAAGGCUUAAGCCUAAACCAGUCCGAGCACACAAAAUAGCACGAGAAUAUGAGCAUGAAUGCAGCAUGAAAUUGGAUCCGGGGUGGUUCUUUCGACAUUUCAAAACAAAAAAAAGCUAGUCGCCGGAUGACAAGCGAGGAGGAAGUCACUUUACUUUCAAAUUUUCUCUUAGUGACGAAGCGUUUCAAGAAUGAAAACGGGAGGCGAUGCUCGCUAGACGUUAUGGAUUCACGGCCAUCAGGUUUUUGGAUGACGAACGGGGCGUGUGUUUCAUUUCUUACAAUCGUUCCCGAGCGACGGAGUUUCAGUCUUUAUGAAAUUUCACCGGUCUUUUUCGUAUUGAUAUUUCUUUUUUUUUGAAGAAAUGACCUGAUUGGGGAUAUAAAAUUGAUUUUCGACGCUGCAGACUGCCAAUUGGACAUGUACCAUUAACGAACUGGGUAGAUAGCAGGUAAAAAUUC
Messenger RNA from Exophiala oligosperma, 7146 nucleotides. RefSeq lists its product as uncharacterized. Lineage: Eukaryota; Fungi; Ascomycota; Eurotiomycetes; Chaetothyriales; Herpotrichiellaceae. The transcript is spliced from 4 exons. The coding region runs from base 243 to 6695 and encodes 2150 amino acids. Gene Ontology annotation, molecular function: FMN binding; flavin adenine dinucleotide binding; iron ion binding. The record is from RefSeq and is a predicted model, not a curated record.